Drosophila hydei is the source of this 784-nucleotide messenger RNA. RefSeq names its product abnormal spindle-like microcephaly-associated protein homolog. NCBI's taxonomy places the organism in Eukaryota, Metazoa, Arthropoda, Insecta, Diptera, Drosophilidae. The coding region runs from base 178 to 624 and encodes 148 amino acids. Gene Ontology annotation, molecular function: protein binding. The record is from RefSeq and is a predicted model, not a curated record. The transcript has a single exon.
UAGCUCUCGUAAGAGUCAGUUCAAACAGAUACCAGAGGAAUAGGGAAAACUAGUGUGUGAAGCAGUUACUUCACAUAUAAGUUUUUAUUUUCUCUAAUUGUAGAUGAGACCACCGACUCAUCUGAAUUGCCUGGAAAAUAAAGAUACAGUUGUGCUUCAGUUGUGCUGUUAAAGAUCAUGUACAUAUAUCCAAGCUCGCCCGAAUCCGAGUCAUUUUUGCAAUCCGAAGAAAGUGCAGCCAUAAAGAUACAAGCUGGUUUUCGAGGCUACCGUGUGAGGAAACAGCUUUACCGCAUAUCCAAGUCGAAUAGUUCUCGUAACAUCGGUCAACGCUUCGGAAAUCAGCAGGCAAGUGGCGGUCGACGUCAGCAACGUCAGCAGCGCUCUCACAUAUACGACAGCAUGGAAGAUAAUCAGAAACAGAUUCCUAAAGCUAAUGACGUCUCUGCCCUGUCGGAUGCUAACUCUGUCGAAGCUCGCUCUGCCAUCAAAAUUCAAGCGGGAUUUCGAGGGUUCCUAGUGCGGAAGAAGCAGAAAAUCGCAACAGAUGCAGCGGUUAAAAUACAGUCGAGCUUUCGUGGGUUCAAGGCGCGCAAGGAAACGGAAAAAUUGAAGCAAUCGUAACUUGUGGACCAUGGUCUUCUUUAUGUGUAUAACGUCAAUUCAAUUUAUUUAAUACAUGCAUUCGAGUUCUGUGUGUGGUAACAUGCAAAUACAUAUUGUACAUAGAUAGUAGCAGUAGAUUAUUGUAAUGAGAUAAACAAAAUAAAUAUAAACAUACUUG